Molecule: messenger RNA, 2388 nt
Organism: Eptesicus fuscus (big brown bat)
Lineage: Eukaryota; Metazoa; Chordata; Mammalia; Chiroptera; Vespertilionidae
Gene: CLDN23
Product: claudin 23
Exons: 1
Coding region: 654-1538 (294 amino acids)
Biological process (GO): cell adhesion; bicellular tight junction assembly
Cellular component (GO): plasma membrane; bicellular tight junction
Molecular function (GO): structural molecule activity
Source: RefSeq, a predicted model, not a curated record
GGGGCCAGGGCACGGAGGGGAGAAGCAGGAAAGCUGCGCAGCCACGGAGCCCAGCUGGGCUGUCCUAGGGCGCCGCCUCUUUCCUUCCCCGCCCCCGGCCCGCGGAGCCUCCGGAGGAGCCAGAGGCGGGGCGACCUUUGCUCGGUCCCGGAGCAGCCCGGCCGCGGAGCCAGGGGUUGGCGCUCCCCGAACCCCGAGCCCUCCCGGGGGCCGCGCCGCUCUCUGCUCGCCCCUCCCACCCGGACCGGUUUGGCCCCAGCGGCCGUUUCUGGACGCCCGCACCUCGGACCGCGGUUUCGGUCACACCCGCCCGCGAGUGGUUUCGAUUGCGGACGGCGGACGGUCGGGAGGGCGGAGCGCCAGGAGCGCCAGGAGGGAGCUAGGGGCGAGCUGGAGGGAGGACCGUCCCGCAUCCCCCACCCAGAGCGGCCGGAGACAGCGGGGCGCAGGCCCCCGCCCGCGGCGGCGCCCCUGCCCACUUCGGGGCCCGAGCCCCGCGCUUCCGGGGCCGUCGGGGCCUGCGAUCGCGAGGCCGCGGGGCCGAGGAGGCGUCGGUGGGGAAGGCAGCAGGUGGAGGAGGCGCCGGUGGAGGAGGCGUCGGCGGAGAGGGCAGCAGGUGAGCGGCCCGCGGCAGCGCGGCCCGACGCCCGGCGAUGCGGACGCCGGCGGUGAUGACGCUGGGCAUGGUGCUGGCGCCCUGCGGGCUGCUGCUGACCCUGACCAGCACGCUGGCGCCCGGCUGGCGCCUGGUGAAGGGCUUCCUCGACCAGCCGCGGGACGUGGUGCUGUACCAGGGCCUGUGGGACAUAUGCCGCGAGCAGAGCAGCCGCGAGCGCGAGUGCGGCCAGGAGGACGCGCUGGGCUACUUCCAGGCCGAGCCGGUGCUGGUGGCGCGGGGACUGAUGGUCACGUCGCUGGCCGUCACCGGCCUGGGGCUGCUGCUGGCGUCGCUCGGGGUGCGCUGCUGGGAGGAUGAGCCCCACUUCGCGCUGGCCGGCGCCUCGGGCGUGGCGCUCUUCGCCGCGGGCCUCCUCAGCCUCAUCCCGGUCUCCUGGUACAACCACUUCCUGCAGGACCGCGCCGUCCUGCCCGCGCCCGCCAGCCCGGUCACGGUGGAGGUCAGCUACAGCCUGGUGCUGGGCUACCUGGGCAGCUGCCUGCUGCUGCUGGGCGGCCUCUCGCUGGCGCUCAGCUUGGCGCCCUGGUGCGAGGAGUGCUGCCGCCGCCGCCGCAAGGCGUCCCGCACCAGCCCGCGCCAACCCAGCAUCAGCACCGUGUACGUCGACUGGCCCCAGCCCGCGCUCGCGCCCGCCAUCAAGUACUACAGCGACGGCCAGCACCGGCCGCGGCCCGCCGAGGCCGGCCCCGCCGCCGCCAAGCCCAAGGUGGGCUUCCCCAUGCCGCGGCCGCCGCCCAGGACCUCCUACACCAACCCCGUGGACGUGCUCGACGGCGAAUCGGGGGCCGACUCCCAGGGCGCCUCCUCGCGCAGCACCCGGCCCUGCCAAAGCUCCCUGCCCUGCGACUCCGACCUGUAGGCGGCGCCCGCCAGCCCGGACGGAGGGCUCGCCCCGCCACCGUCCAGCUCUGAGCCGCUGGAAACAGCUGGCUGGGGGUCGGAGCCCUGGACCCCUUUCCUGUUCCUGGAGAUGGUUUGGAGGGUGAUCGUCCUUUCCUGCGGCCAAAUGGGACUCCUUGGACGGUUGAUUCAGGUUGGGUUGGGUUUUCUUUGUACAGAGGUUAGUUUUUCUCUCCAGAGGGACCAGGGGCCUCUUCCAGAGGGACAGACUUUUCCUAUUUUUAGCUGAAGGACAUGUAGCGACUUUGCAUCGUGUUGACCGGGGACAAUAACAACAACAAGUCCAAACCAGCAAAUGGAGGCUCCAAAACUAUUUGACACCUCGAAACAACAUUCCGAAGUGCCGAUGAACUUUGCAUCAAUGUAGUUAAACAUUAUUAAUUUCUUUCUGCUGUAUCAUUGCUUUUCAUGCAAACUCUCAGAGACCCGUGUGUGUCUGGCUAUGUAUGAAUGAGGCUCUUAAAAAAACCAACGCAGAGCCAUGCAGAUGCCAGCAGCGUUAGUGGCUUUUAUGGCAUGAAAUGGCCUGGUUAACCUAUAUUUACAUUUCUUUAUGUACACCUAGCAUUUACCUUUUUUUUUUUUUUUAUGACUUGUUUUUGGUGUGAAAGUUGAGGUCACACCAGCGUUUCCCUUUGAGAAGCCAAAGAAGAAUGAAAGGACUAAUGCUAUGAUGUAGUUUUCACGCUAGAGAGAGAAGUCCAGGGAUUAAACACUGGUGCAGAACGGAACAUGCUGAUCCCAUUCGGUUAAAGUACACGUGUUUAUAUAUCUCUCAUUUAUAAAUAAAAAUUGAAAGUAAGACUUUC